CACAAAAACAAUAAAAUCAUUUUUGAAUUUUUGUCAUAGUAGUGUCUCUUCAUGCACUGAGUCACUGUGUGUGAUUAGACUAACACAAAAAAAAAAUCGAAAAUCAAUCCUUUUAAUCCAAGUUUUCGCGCUCGCUCCGAAGCUGCAUUUCGCUUAGCUCCGAAGAAGCUCGGCGAAGGAGAUGAGGAGCAUGCUGUUGUUGUCACUGUGGAUUGGUGUGGCUGUAUGCUCAGUGGCGUCGGUGGUUGGGAGCGGAUCUAGCGAGGGAGAUACAGAGAUAGCGAUAUCGAUACUGGAGAAGAAACUGAUGGCGGCUGAGGAGCAGGUCACCAUGGUGCCUCUCACCUUGAUUCAAAGAGCUGCCUCCAAAGGAGCUGUGUGCUUAGAUGGGACGUUACCUGGUUAUCAUCUAGAUCGUGGUUUCGGCUCUGGUGCUAACAAUUGGCUUAUCCAACUUGAGGGUGGGGGAUGGUGUAACAACCAUAGGAGCUGUGUGUAUCGCAAAACAAGUCGUCGUGGCUCCUCUAAUUUCAUGGAAAAGACUUUGCCUUUUACUGGCAUCUUGAGCAAUAAACCUCAAGACAAUCCCGACUUCUUUAACUGGAAUAGGAUCAAGUUGCGUUACUGUGAUGGUGCCUCUUUCGCUGGGGAUAGUCAGGAUGAGAGUUCCCAAAUUUUCUACCGAGGGCAACGGAUUUGGCAAGCGGCUAUGGAAGAGUUCUGGUCUUUAGGCAUGCAGCAAGCAAACCAGGCUCUGCUUUCUGGAUGCUCAGCCGGAGGAUUAGCUUCCAUCUUGCACUGUGAUCAGUUCAGAGAGCUCUUGCCUAGUUCCACUAAAGUCAAGUGCUUAAGUGAUGCUGGAAUGUUUCUAGACGCAGUGGAUGUCUCUGGGGGCCACUCGCUCAGGAAUAUGUUCCAAGGUGUUGUUACUGUGCAGAACCUCCAGAAGGGCUUGUCCAGCACUUGUACAAACCAUUUAGAUCCUACCUCGUGCUUCUUUCCCCAGAACUUGGUUUCAGACAUCAAAACCCCAAUGUUUCUUCUCAACACAGCAUAUGACUCGUGGCAGAUCCAAGAGAGCUUAGCUCCUAAAACUGCUGACCCAGGCGGCAUCUGGAAGGCGUGCAAAGCAGAUCACUCGCAAUGUAACUCAUCACAGAUCCAAUUCUUCCAAGAAUUCAGGAAUCAAAUGCUAUUUGCCGUAAAUUCAUUCUCCACAUCCGACCAGAACGGUCUUUUCAUAAACUCUUGCUUCGCGCAUUGUCAAACUGAAAGACAGGACACUUGGUUUGCCCAAGAUUCUCCCCAACUCAACGGAAAGAGAGUUGCAGAGACUGUAGGUGACUGGUACUUCGACCGAGCCAAAAGUGUCAAAGCCAUCGACUGUGCUUACCCAUGUGACAAAACAUGUCACAAUCUGAUUUUCGAUGUUCAUCAAACAGGUGUAGAUUGGAGUGUUGAUCAAACAGCUCUAGAGAUCUCAGCUUCUUCUUCUUCUUCUUCAAGAUUUUGUUUUACUCUUUUCAGAGCCUCUUUGGUCUCUCUAUUGUUGACAACGCUCAUCCUCAUAUGCUUAGUUCAGUAGGUAUAGGGAGACCUUAUUCUUUCAUACCUCAUAGUUUUUAUAACCUUUUGAUUCAAAUGUUGAAUCUAAGUUAGUAAUCAAAUCUAUGUAUGCAGAACAGAAUAUAUCACUAAGAGAAAAAAAAAACAAGAAAUAAAAACUCAUGGUUAUACUGUA
Molecule: messenger RNA, 1741 nt
Organism: Raphanus sativus (radish)
Lineage: Eukaryota; Viridiplantae; Streptophyta; Magnoliopsida; Brassicales; Brassicaceae
Product: pectin acetylesterase 6
Exons: 12
Coding region: 182-1585 (467 amino acids)
Biological process (GO): cell wall organization
Cellular component (GO): plant-type cell wall
Molecular function (GO): pectin acetylesterase activity
Source: RefSeq, a predicted model, not a curated record